Momordica charantia (bitter melon) is the source of this 1921-nucleotide messenger RNA. RefSeq names its product aspartyl protease family protein 1. Gene Ontology annotation, molecular function: aspartic-type endopeptidase activity. Gene Ontology annotation, biological process: proteolysis. NCBI's taxonomy places the organism in Eukaryota, Viridiplantae, Streptophyta, Magnoliopsida, Cucurbitales, Cucurbitaceae. The record is from RefSeq and is a predicted model, not a curated record.
AGAAGAAGACUGACUGACUUCAAAUUUUAAAAAUCUCUCUUCCAUAAAAUCUUGCUUCCAUUGUAAUGAAUCCCUCUUCAAAUUUCCAAUUCUGCUUCUAAUUCGGGAGCCAUGGCUUCGUCUUCUUCCCUUCCUCCGCUCUCCCUAAUGCUCUGCGUUUCCUUUUUCAUUUUCAGUUUCGUUUCCCAUUUCUCUAAUGCCCACGGAUCGUUCAUGUUCGAUGUCCACCACCGCUACUCCGACGCCGUCCGUCGACUCCUCCCCGUCGACGGCUUGCCGGAGGAGGGCACUCUCGAGUACUACGCAGCUAUGCUCCGUAGAGACCAUUUCUUCCGCGCCCGUCGACUUGCUACCGCUGAAGAUCGCCCUCCGCUCACUUUCAUCUCCGGCAACGAAACUAUUCGACUCAAUCCUCUGGGAUUCCUGCAUUACGCUGAAGUUAAGGUGGGGACGCCCGCGGUAUCGUAUUUAGUGGCGUUGGAUACUGGCAGCGAUUUGUUCUGGUUACCAUGUGACUGUGUUAAUUGUGUUACUGGGUUGAAUUCAUCCAGUGGGGUAAUAAGAUUUAAUAUCUACAGCCCUAAUAAUUCAUCAACCAGUAAGGAGGUCCCAUGUAGUAGCGCCUUGUGUUCACAUGCAAGCCAAUGCUCUUCACCGAGUGGCACAUGCCCAUAUGUGGUCUCGUACCUUUCUGAAAACACCUCUUCUACUGGCUACUUGGUAGAGGAUAUAUUGCACUUAACCACAAACGAUGACCAAUCAAAGCCCGUUAAUGCAAAGAUUACUCUUGGGUGUGGUAAGGACCAGAGUGGUGCAUUUUUAAACUCUGCAGCACCAAAUGGAUUAUUUGGGCUAGGUAUCGAGAAUGUUUCAGUUCCUAGCAUCUUGGCAAAUGAAGGACUCACUUCAAAUUCUUUUUCCUUGUGUUUUGGACGUCAUGGAAUGGGAAGAAUUGAAUUUGGAGACAAAGGUAGUCCGGAUCAAAGUGAAACACCAUUCAACUUAGGACGAAAACAUCCAACUUACAACAUCAGCAUCACUCAGAUAAAUGUGGGAGGAAACGUUUCCAAUCUUGAAUUUGAUGCAAUUUUUGAUUCUGGGACCUCAUUUACCUACCUGAACGACCCGGCCUAUUCACUUAUUUCUGACAAAUUUGAUUCUAUGGUUGAAGAAAAGCGGUAUACAAUGAAUUCAGACUUCCCUUUUGAAAACUGCUAUGAAAUGAGCCCAAACCAAAACAACUUCACAUACCCUGUAAUGAAUCUGACGAUGAAAGGUGGUAAACAGUUUUUCAUCAAUCAUCCAGUGAUUCCGUUCAACGGCAAGGUGACAAGUAUUUUUUGUAUUGCCAUUUUCAGAAGUCCAGACAUUAAUAUCAUUGGACAAAACUUCAUGGCUGGUUAUCACAUAGUAUUUGACCGUGAAAAGAUGGUUUUGGGUUGGAAGAAGUCAAACUGCAAUGGUGACGAGAAUGAGAUCACCAACAAUUUUCCCGUCGAUCCAUCGCCAGCCCCCGCCCCCGCCCCCGGAAGAGCAGUCAACCCACAAGCCAACAGCAACAGCAACAGCAACAUUAACAACUCUUCUCGAACUAUAGAACCACCAAGACCUGCAGGAAAUAGUGGUUCAAACCUUCUAAGUUCAGUCAUUCUCACGUUGGUAAUGAUUCUUUUUCCAUUUUUGCUUUUUGUUUGAUAAAUUUUUGUUACCUUUAUAUUCUUAUAUAGUUAUAUUGUUUAACCCAUAUAGUUUGAGCUUAUAGAUUGAUAGAUGGUUUAAUAUUGGUGAAAUUUAUUGUAAGUGGGAAGUAUAGAAUGGUUUGUAACAAUAAAUUUGUAGUAUGAGUUGGCCGUUAGCCCUUCUUUCAUUGAAAGGAGAAUUACAGAUUGAAGUUUGAAAUAUGAAAAACUUUUGUUCAUGA